AUGCCAUUCAACGUCAUCUGCUUCGUUAUGACCACCGUGUCUCUAUGUUUCGGUCCAAUUCACAGCUUUUCAACGAAAAUAUUGAUUCCGGUCAACUCGGCUUUGCCAAGUUCAUCGCUCACAAGGAAGUUAUUCCGCGUCUUUCUUUUGAUACUGUUGGCGCUGGCAUUCUAUGCACAAUACCGAGAAAUGAGCCUCCACGAGAUUCGAAGAAACAUCGAGCAGUUCUUCGAAAAGAUGAACAGCGUCUAG
Molecule: messenger RNA, 252 nt
Organism: Cooperia oncophora
Lineage: Eukaryota; Metazoa; Nematoda; Chromadorea; Rhabditida; Trichostrongylidae
Source: the annotation of a GenBank genome assembly